Messenger RNA from Eriocheir sinensis (Chinese mitten crab), 1490 nucleotides. Its product is annotated as aspartic and glutamic acid-rich protein-like. The record is from RefSeq and is a predicted model, not a curated record. Lineage: Eukaryota; Metazoa; Arthropoda; Malacostraca; Decapoda; Varunidae. Gene Ontology annotation, molecular function: RNA binding. Bases 90 to 959 code for a protein of 289 amino acids. The transcript is spliced from 2 exons.
GUGUGUGUGUGUGUGUGUGUGUGUGUGUGUAUACCUAUUUAUGUUGCUUCUUUACGACAAAGAAUUAUGGAAACUAAACAUUGACGGUGAUGAAGGAAGGUUCUGGCACACACACAAUGGUUGAGGCUGCAACUCAUGAAGAAUAUGAAGAUACUAACGAAUUGGAGGACUAUACUGAUGAACACUACGAAGAAUGGAAAGCUUAUCUCGAAAAGGUAUUCUCCGUUGAGGAUGAAGAUGACAUCGACGAACUGGAAGACAGCAAUGAAGACAACUACAAAGAAUGGGAGGCUUACCUCGAAAAGGUAUUCUCCGUUGAGGAUGAAGAUGAUGAUGCAGACGAGGCAACCCCCGUAUUGCGGGAAACCUCCGAUGAAGGAAAAGAAGGAGCAGACGAGGUGACCUCCGAGUUGAGGGAAGCCUCUGAUGAAGGAAAAGAAGGAGCAGACGAGGUGACCUCCGAGUUGAGGGAAGCCUCUGAUGAAGGAAAAGAAGGAGCAGACGAGGUGACCUCCGAGUUGAGGGAAGCCUCUGAUGAAGGAAAAGAAGGAGCAAACGAGGUGACCUCCGAGUUGAGGGAAGCCUCUGAUGAAGGAAAUGAAGCAGCACGCGAAGCGACGUCCGAGGUGGAAAGAGUCGCUCAAAACGGCACAGUGGCCGCAGACCAGGAAGUUCCUUGUCAAGACGAGUCCUCUGCACCAGUGACAGUCUCUGCCACCUCCGCCACUGUCCCUAACGCUUACCGCAGCCUGGCUGUGCCUCACAGAUUCAUCAGUCGCCUUGCAGGCCCCGAGGACCGCCACCUCGAGGAUCUGCGGCGGAGCUAUGGGGUAGGAAUCACGCGGAUUAAGCGAACCCUUCAUGUUAAGGGCCACAGAGACUCAGUUCUGCAGUGCCACAACUUCAUUCGUGCCAAAAUAGCUGAGUGGCGGAGGUGCGAGGCCGCUGAGGCUCAUUAAGCGACCUACAGACACCUGGGACGGUCCGGUAACAAUGCUCGUGACCCGACGCCUGACGGAGAAAAUGAAGCUGCAGACGAGGCGACACCCGAGUUGCGGGAAGCCUCUGUGAAGGAAAAGGUGCUGGCGAAGAGGCGACCUCCGAGUUGCGGGAAGCCUCUGGUGUAUAUAUCUUAUCUUAUUGUUUCUUAUUAUCUAGACGGUAUUAUUACUGUUGUACUUGUCAUCCACUGCAAUUCCGUUAGUAUUGUAUCAGUAAUGGUAAUGAUGAUUAUAACAAAAUUACUACUACUGCUACUACUUCUCCUACGAGACUGAUGACUUCAUAUUUCAUUUCACAGCCACUAAAGAUAAUGUGUGUGUGUGUGUGUGUGUGUGUUUGUGUAUGUAUGUAUGUAUAGACCUAAUCAUUCAUAAACUCACUUAUGAUUCUUUACUAAGCAUCUAUAUUUAUCUAUUGCGGAAUCCUUUAGCGUCAUCUGUCUACCUCUAUACCUCCAAACCUCUACCUCUUAACUUCUACCUUUGACU